This is a messenger RNA of Acyrthosiphon pisum (pea aphid), 1881 nucleotides long. RefSeq names its product alpha-tubulin N-acetyltransferase 1. Gene Ontology annotation, cellular component: microtubule. Lineage: Eukaryota; Metazoa; Arthropoda; Insecta; Hemiptera; Aphididae. The transcript has 9 exons. Gene Ontology annotation, biological process: alpha-tubulin acetylation. Gene Ontology annotation, molecular function: tubulin N-acetyltransferase activity. The coding region runs from base 183 to 1046 and encodes 287 amino acids. The record is from RefSeq and is a predicted model, not a curated record.
UUCGCAUAAUAUCGCCGCCUUUCCUACUAUACCUACCCCAUAACCCAUAGUUGUAUUCUGUAUUAGCAAGUCAACGCACUCUACCACUAUUAUUAUACCUACCCUCGUUAGUUCAGCGACAGUUCGUAUUUUUUACCAGUUAUUUAAAUAAUAUAAAUAGAUUUUUCACAAAACCCUCUGAAAUGGAAUUCAAAUUCGAUAUAAAAGAUCUGGCAGAAGGAGGAAUCGCGAAAAUUGAUCAUACUUUAACACCACUUGGCUGCGAAGAGGAUGAAAACUUACAAAAGAAAGUUGCAAUGAUUAUUGACGAAAUGGGUAAAGCAUCUGCCAGAGCACAGGAUUUAAAAAUGCCUAUAACAACUGCAGAAAAGUUAUCAAAAUCUGAUCAUAUAAUCUAUUUAUUGUCAGAACAAACAAAUGAUGAGACAUUUGUUAUUGUUGGAAUUUUGAAAAUGGGAUGGAAAAAAUUAUAUCUUUUUGACAAAAAAGGUUCACGUUCUGAAGCUAUGGUAUAUUGUUUACUUGACUUUUACAUUCAUGAAACUAGACAGCGUCAAGGAUAUGGAAAUAAACUAGUUGAACACAUGUUAAAGGAUAACGAGUUAGAAGCUAAGCAAUUGGCUAUAGAUAAACCUUCAAAAAAAAUGUUGCAAUUCAUGCAAAAACAUUAUUCACUUAAAAAGUUAGUUGAUCAAGGGAACAAUUUUGUAAUAUUUGAAGAGUUUUUUGAUACUCCAGGAUUAACACAACUAAAAGAUAAAUUUGACAGCACAAGUGGAUACAGAAACAAACCUACGUAUGGACGCCAUGCUGCUAAUAAACACAAUGACUCCAUGUCGGAUAUAUUACAUGGGGCUGGUAGUGCAACUCGAUUGAAUGACAAAUACGUUGCUAAUGCUGAUAUCAUCAAUAAUAAAUUCAAGGAUAACAAACCAAAUCUUGUCACAGUUCUUCCUUCAGAAAAAGAUGUAAAUGACACAAUUAAUGGAAAAAAAGGUGCUCCACCAAAAUUGGAUCUCAAAUUUUAUCAUUCACAUUUGUGGUAAAAAGCUUUUAUAAAUAUCAGAUAUUAUAUCAAUAAUAAAUUGCAUUUUUAAGUCUUAUUAAUCUUUAAAAUAAGGAGCUUUUUAAACUUUUUAUACAACUAUUUGUUUAAUUUAAAUAUGUUCAUUAUAAAAUAAAUAAAAAAAUACAGUUACAAUACACAUUACACACCAUAUUCUAAUUAACAGUAAAGGUAAUUGAAAUAUAGGUAUCAUUUUCUUUUAAUGUUAUGUACUAGUGUACUACGUACAUUUUUACAAUUAUCUUAAUUAUUUUAUGUCUUAAUUGUACAAUUAUAAAUUUUAAUUUUUACUUUAAAAAUAUACAUUGAUCUAUUCCUUAAAAUUAUUUUAUAUUAUUAUAUAUAGGUAUUAGUUAUAUAUAUAUAUAUAUAUCUGUGAUUUAAUUUUCAUUAAUUUGUUUUCAUGUUACCUAUUGUUGUCUGAUUUAUGUUAAAUUAUAAUUAUUUUUGGUUCAACUCGUUAUGUAGGAUGCCUCAUAAACUUAUUUUUGAUGUAAUAUAUAUUGUACCUUAUAAUAUUUCUGAUGAGAUGUAUACUUAUUAGUUAUUAAUUAACGAUGUUAAUUUCUAAUAUUAUAUAGUUUGUACCUAGGUACCUUAUAGUUAUUGAUUAAAAAAAAUUGUAAAUGUUUUGCAUAAAUAUCAAAAAUCAAAGUUAUAUUGAGUUUUAUUAGGUAUCAGUUAUCAAAUUACUAUAAGGUAAUUAAACAUCUUACAAUGCUAUAAUUAGACAUAUUAAUUUUUGUGAGAGGUAUAUUAUAAGUUCUACCUAAUUUUCAAACUUUAAAUAAAAACAGUUUUGCAAUAUAUAAAAA